UCGAAGCAAAACCAAUACCACAGAGCGUCACUGCCCCUUUAUGGUCUGCUUUGUGGGGUCUAUGUGUAUUUCUCUGUCAUAUAUAUCAUGUACUGAGAAGGAGUUUGAGCAGCCUCCGACAUUCAUUAUCAUCUUCAGUCUACUUCCUUAAUAUACUCAAAUCUCCUCCAAUAAUUACCCGUAGAUUGCUCUAUUUUUUCACUUUUACCCUUCAGAAUCAGAACCAGACAUGGUUCAAUUUGAGACCUUAUGGAUAGAGCUCUCUCAUACCGAGAAGAACCACCAGUCACUCAACAAAGCCAUCAACAACUCAAUGUUUGUUUUCCAGUCUUGAAGUCCAGACGUUCCAAUAACCCAAACCCAUUAACUGUUUUAAUAGUUUGGGUCUCAAAAUCUCUUAGAAGAUUGUAUUGUAAUGAUAGAGUGUCAAAUGGAUUUUGCUGUAAAAGGGUAAAUUUUACUGGUAUGGUUGUGAACAACUCAGUCUAUUGUGCUUCACCGUGUUUUCUUGAGGCUAAAAUGGAGGGUUUGGUUGAUAAGAGUGAAGGAAUGGAAAGGAAAAACGAGGGGUUAGGCGAAAACGGGCAUAAAAUUGAGGCUUUUGUGGACUUUGUUGAAGAGGAGUGCCGAGAGAGUAGUUCAAGUUCUGAUUUUUUGGCGUCUGAGGCAACAGUGAAUGAGGAACAUAGUAGCUCCGAGGUCUCAUCUUCGCCCCCCUCAAUUCGUUGGCCUAAUCAGAAGCACGAAGUGUCACAUUGUUCUAAUUCUGGGCCUUUUGAAGAUGUGGGAAAACCAAAACCCCAUAUGGAUGACAGGAAGCUAGAGAAACAAGGGUCAUCGAUCUCAGAGAUAGAGAUGAUGAAGGAAAGAUUUUCGAAGUUGCUGCUUGGAGAAGAUAUGUCUGGCUGUGGAAAUGGGGUUUGUACAGCAUUGGCUAUUUCAAACGCAAUUACUAAUCUUUGUGCUACAAUAUUUGGGCAAAUUUGGAGACUAGAGCCUCUACCACUUGAAAAGAAAUUAAUGUGGAGAAGAGAAAUGGAAUGGAUUAUUUGUGUUAGUGAUCACAUUGUGGAGUUGAUACCGUCUUGGCAGACAUUUCCGGAUGGAAGCAAGCUUGAGGUCAUGACUAGUAGACCCCGAUCUGAUCUUUACAUCAAUCUCCCAGCUCUACGUAAAUUGGAUAACAUGCUUCUUGAAAUAUUAGACAGUUUUGGGAAUACUGAGUUCUGGUAUGUCGACCAAGGGAUUGUAGCCCCGGAUGCGGAUGGGUCAUCUUCCUUUCGGAAAUGCCUCCCACGUCAAGAGGAGAAAUGGUGGUUGCCAGUUCCUCGAGUUCCUGCCGGUGGUAUCAGCGAAAAUGCAAGAAAGCAGUUGCAACACAAGCGCGAUUGCACAAAUCAAAUACUGAAAGCAGCCAUGGCCAUCAACAGCAUCUCUUUAGCUGAAAUGGAAGUCCCCGAGUCAUACUUGGAAGCUCUUCCGAAGAAUGGAAGGGCCAGCCUGGGGGAUCUUAUCCAUCGAUAUAUUUCAUCAGAUCAGUUUUCUCCUGAUUGUCUACUGGAGUGCCUUGAUUUGUCUUCUGAGCAUCAAGCCCUUGAGAUUGCCAACAGAGUAGAGUCCUCAGUUUUCGUGUGGCGCCGAAGAACCAACUCAAAACCCUUAAAUGGCACGAGUCGGUCCAAUUCAAAGUCAUCGUGGGAAAUGGUCAAGGAUCUGGUAAUUGAUGCAGACAAGAGAGAGUUGCUUGCAGAAAGAGCUGAGAGCCUCCUGCUUUGCUUGAAGCAGCGUUUUCCUGGUCUCCCUCAGACCACCUUAGACAUGAGCAAAAUCCAAUACAACAAGGAUGUUGGCAAAUCUAUUUUGGAGAGCUACUCAAGAGUUUUGGAGAGCCUGGCAUUCAAUAUAGUGGCACGUAUUGAUGACCUACUUUAUGUGGAUGACAUGACGAAGCAUUCAGAUCAAUCCUUGUCAAUAUCCAAAGUCGGCAUGAUUGCUCAUAAGGGUGUAGGAAUUCCAUACUCGGUGCCUGUCUCGAGCACUCCAUAUAAAACAGCUUUCACAACGCCAAGCUUCUCACCAUCACAACGAAUCAGUCCUGCAAAGGGAGAAAGAUUAUCACCUUGUUUGGAUAGCAGCAAACUUCCUCAUCGUGGAUUUGGCGUGAAAAAAGUAUUGACAGACUAUUUGAGUAUUGAUACAAAAGGGAAGGAGUACGGCAACCAAGUUGAAAGAUCAGUUUCAUUUUCAAGUACAACUCUAGAAGCAUCAGCUUCUCAAACAAUAGAAACUUUCGAGUGUCUAAAAGAAGCCCUUAACCCGCUAACAGAAGACUCGGUCUGGGUAGAACGAACACUCCCUGAGGAUCGCCUUUGAAACAGCUAUACUGGAUAUCGCCAUUCAAGUGAGAUCCUUCUUGUAUGAUUGUCAUUGAUGUAGAAGGUGUAUUUGACAGUGGGAAGAAAAGUAUAUCAUAUUUUUAGUUCCUUCUUGUAUCGAGAGAUGACUUAAUAGUUGCGAGCUGAGUGCUUUGUGUUUCCCAUAUACGUCCCUAAUUUGUUCUUUGGUGCUUCAUAGUUCAUGUGGUUCCCCCUAUGCUUUUUCAUUUGGGUUCAGACCUUCAUUCAUAAUUCUCAGUGUAUACAAAUUCAAAAAAG
Ilex paraguariensis (yerba mate) is the source of this 2654-nucleotide messenger RNA. Lineage: Eukaryota; Viridiplantae; Streptophyta; Magnoliopsida; Aquifoliales; Aquifoliaceae. The record is from the annotation of a GenBank genome assembly.